AUGAUGGGUCGGCGUAAUUCUGAGAAUAAUGACAGGCGCACAGAACAGUUUAGAAAGCUUUUCAUCGGUGGACUGACUCCGCAAACAACGGAAACAAUGCUGAAGGAUUUUUAUUCACAAUGGGGGGAGAUUGUCGAUGUUGUCGUUAUGAAGGACAGCGCUUCUCACAGGUCUCGCGGGUUCGGAUUCAUAACUUACAAGGAGCCGGAGAUGGUUGACACUGCUCAAUCCAACCGACCGCACGAAAUUGAUGGUAAAAUCGUGGAAGCAAAGCGUGCAAUGCCGCGUGAGGAUUCACAAACGCCGGAAUCUCACAUGACCGUUAAGAAGCUAUUUGUUGGUGCCCUAAAAAAGGAUGUCACUCAAGAAGACCUUCGCGAUUACUUCAGCAAAUACGGUAAUAUCGUGGAGUGCGAGAUUGUAACAUGGAAGGAGACUGGAGAGUCCCGGGGAUUUGGAUUUGUGACGUUCGAUGACUACGACCCGGUCGACAAAGCUAUCUUAUACAAGCCACACCAUAUUGGCAAUAGCCGGGCGGAUGUGAAGAAGGCACUAAGUAAGGAGCAAAUCAACGAAACGAAAAGAAAACGAGAGUACAGAAUGGGAGGUCGGUAUGAAGGCGGCAAUGGAUACGGUCCAGCACCCUAUGGAUAUGACCAGGGUUACGGCGGUUACGGUUCUCCUGGUGGCUAUGGACCCAGUGGAUAUGGCCAUGGUGGAAGUGGAUAUAGUGGUAUGGCGUAUGGUGGAGGUUGGGGCAGUCAGCACAAUGGUGGUUGGGGCCAGGGAGGUAUGGGUGACGGUUUUGGUCAAUACGGGAGUCAACAAAGUCACGUUGGUGGUCCUAUGCGCUCGGGUCCUCCGGGUGGUGGAUAUCCACGAAGUGCGCCCUACGGAGGUGGGUUAUUGAGUUUGCUAAACUUCAUCUGA
This is a messenger RNA of Echinostoma caproni, 930 nucleotides long. The record is from the annotation of a GenBank genome assembly. NCBI's taxonomy places the organism in Eukaryota, Metazoa, Platyhelminthes, Trematoda, Plagiorchiida, Echinostomatidae.